UCCUCUUCCAGCCUCCUCGCCUCCUUAUUUGGUCAUCUGGGUUUAAGUGGGCGUAUCCAAGCUGUGACGUACGAAGAUUUGUGUCAGGACAGGGAAAAAAAAUAUCAAGAGCAGCCGGUGUGAAGUGUUCAGACCUGCAUUGCACUACCGGGACAGUCAGCUGCUACUCCAGCAACUCACUUCUACUGGAAUCUGUUUAUUAUUUAUUGCUGAUUGUCUAUUUAUUAUUAUUACAUGAGAGAUAUGAUGAUGAUGAAUGGCGGGACCAGAAGUCUCUGCACAGUGGAGGACAUCAGAAAACAACAUGACCAGGAGGGGUGCAGGCGGCUGCGGCUCACACUGCACGACCACAACCAAACGGUUCGCAGCUCAGGGCAGCAGCAACACAGAGAUAAGCCUGUCGGACGUGCGUUUGCGCUGGUGCAGCCCCCCGAGAGGAGGACGCUUCUGCCACCCGAACCCGUCAAUUCUACGGAGGAGCAAGUGGAAGUCAUCAAGGUGUACCUCGAGGCCCGUAGAGAAGAGACUCAGAAACAGAAUCAGAGUCUGAAGAUGCUGUCAGAUGAAGUUUCACAGAUCCAAGAGGUGCGAUAUUGCCUGAAGACACUGAGGGAGCAGAUGGCGUCAAAAAAUAAAAUUCACACCAACGGUUGGAAGGUCUCAUCUCCCUUCAAGAAAAUGAACUCUUCGAGCCAGAAAGGCGAAACCAAAAGUGUCGAGCAGGAGGCAGACGACGAGGCGGAGAGGGCCAAGCUGAGAGAAGUGAGCAAGCGUCUGUAUGCUCAGCUCCAAGACGCUGAGAAAAAGCACCAGGAGGAGAAGGAAAGACUGCAGGCUGAAGGCAGCAUGCUGAAGGAGCGUCUGAGCGAGCAGGAAGACGAGCUGAAGAGCACAAAGGAAGACGCCGAGAAGAAGGACCAGCGCAUCGACGAGCUCCAGAGGUUACUGGGCGGCAUGGAGAAGGAGAGCGCCGCCUUGAGGGAGACCAUCCGCGAGCGGGAGGAGGAACUCCUCGAGCUACGGCGCUUCAGAGAGGAGGGCCCCAAAGGAGACCAGAGGGCAGAGCAGUUGGAGAAGGAGGUUGCCAUUCUCAAGGAGAAGAUCCACCAUCUGGACGACAUGCUGAAAUGCCAGCAGAGGAAAGUCAGACACAUGAUUGAACAGCUUCAGAACUCUCGCAUGGUGAUCCAGGAGCGCGAUCGCGUCAUCAAAGAGCUGGAGGAGAAAGUGGCUUUGCUGGAAGCGGAGAACCGAGAGAUGCGCGAUCAGAUGGAUCACUUCCUGGGAGGACAGCAGAGCAGUUCUUACCUUUCAUCGGAGCAGAACCCAAAGAUUGUAUACAGCAAACCAUUCAAGCUGUCCACCUCCUCCAACAAGCCGCUUCCGUUCAUAAAGGUCAUUGAGAUCAAGUCUUGAGUCUCUUGAGAAGCACCAAAGGUGUUUUUUUUGUUUGUGGACUGAAACCAAACAGCAGCUCAGACGGACCACCUUGCGUUGACGUGGCAAGAUCCGAGCUGAGCUUUCACUACUAUUUGCCCUCAUGAAGUACGCACUGCACUCUCUGUCCUGUACAGUACUUUUAAAUGUUUAACACAUGUUCCGUAAUGCACAUGCGCAAAGUACUGCAGGCUUUUAAGUAGGCAAUUAAGUUUGUUUAAAUAACAGUUAUGUGUAGCGUCAAUGUUACAGUCACUGCAAUCUUCUGUCUACUUGUGUAGUAUGAAGCUUGACCAUAAAGGAUAUUUUAUACUGUUGUCGGAAUUUAGAAUAACAGUUUUAACGUAAGCACUUAAUGAAACCGUGCAGAAAUCGAAGCUGACAAAACUGCAUCAUAGAAGUGUCUUUUUUUUUCACCUUUUAAA
Molecule: messenger RNA, 1862 nt
Organism: Hippocampus zosterae (dwarf seahorse)
Lineage: Eukaryota; Metazoa; Chordata; Actinopteri; Syngnathiformes; Syngnathidae
Gene: tuft1a
Product: tuftelin 1a
Exons: 12
Coding region: 235-1416 (393 amino acids)
Biological process (GO): intracellular signal transduction
Cellular component (GO): intracellular anatomical structure
Source: RefSeq, a predicted model, not a curated record